Thermothielavioides terrestris NRRL 8126 is the source of this 1022-nucleotide messenger RNA. RefSeq lists its product as uncharacterized. The transcript has 2 exons. The record is from RefSeq and is a predicted model, not a curated record. NCBI's taxonomy places the organism in Eukaryota, Fungi, Ascomycota, Sordariomycetes, Sordariales, Chaetomiaceae. The coding region runs from base 236 to 583 and encodes 115 amino acids.
CCGUGGACCCCUGUAAGCACGCGCUGCGGCUUGUGAGUGGACCUGCAGCAUCCACUUUUACCCGCUGACGGCCCCGCCCGAAUCCUUCCCGCAUCUCACAUCUCCUCCGAUAAACGACCAGAACCUUCUGCAAACAUUCAACUCAAGCACCAUCGGCCUGCAACUUCACCUCUCGGACCCUUGGAUUCUCUCCACGCUUGACACCUACGGGCUAAGAACGCAGAAGCUAAAGAAAAUGGCCUCCGCAGCCGCCCUCACGCGCUACAAGCUCGUGUACCACGUCCCGCCGGCGGCGCUGGAGGCGACCAAGGCGGCCAUCUUCGCCACCGGCGCGGGCCGCUACCCGGGGGCGGGCAACUACACCGAGUGCUGCUUCACGGUGCUCGGCACCGGCCAGUUCCGCCCCGGCGACGCCGCCAACCCGCACAUCGGCAAGGUUGGCCAGCUGGAGCACGUCGAGGAGGCCAGGGUCGAGACGCUCUGCGUUGGCGAGGAGACGGCGCGCAAGGCGGUUGCUGCGCUGAAGAAAGCGCAUCCAUACGAGGAGCCUGCGUACGAGGUCUACAAGCUCGAGGACUUUUGAGGGCUGCAUUUCCCAUCAACGUCUUCACAUGGUGAUGAUGAUGAUGUCUUAGAAAGCUCUUCCGGGUUUCUGUUAUUUGCUUCAUGGACACACAGAUUCUCAGGCGGAACCCGCGUUUCAAUAUUCUUUGUUGACUCGGAUGCAAUGUGUCUCAAUGAGUGCGCUGAGCUGAUUCCACCGUCUCGCUCAGGCCCCGGCAGCCGCUGCUCGUUCGCAGGCGCUUUGAAGUCGGUCUGCAUCUCAAUCGCGUGCAAGGGGAUCUCGUCCACGCUCGGGCUUUCCGUCUCCCUUUCCAGACCGACUCGUCACUGUAUAGCCACCGCUGUGAUGCGGCCGCUGGUCGGCAUCGACCGUGCCGUUCUCUGUCCCGCUCAAGCUAGGCUGGUUGUCCGGCAAGCGGUAGAACGUCUCCGCGCUGCCCUUCGUGGUCGGCUUCUGC